AUUAUAAAAAAGACGAGGAAACUGGGAACAUCGUGCAGCAAUGCGAGACGAUUCUCCAAAUUUGCCGAGGUAUUGCCGUUGCUGCAGCACGACUCUUAUAGCUUCGAUUAAAAGCCUGAAGUAAAGACUGAAUGCAUUAGGAAUCGUAGAAGCAGCGGGGUGAAUCCCCUGUGUUCGCUGAGUGUGAGCAUGGAGGAUUAUGAUUACUUAUUCAAAAUUGUGCUGAUAGGAAAUGCAGGAGUGGGUAAAACCUGCCUGGUGCGACGUUUCACUCAGGGGCUGUUUCCUCCUGGACAGGGUGCCACAAUUGGAGUUGAUUUUAUGAUUAAAACUGUGGAAAUAAAAGGAGUUAAGGUGAAGCUCCAGAUUUGGGACACAGCUGGUCAAGAAAGAUUUCGCUCUAUAACUCAGAGCUACUACCGCAGUGCCAAUGCCCUGAUCCUCACCUACGACAUCACCUGCGAAGAUUCGUUCCGGUGCCUUCCUGAGUGGCUGAGGGAGAUUGAGCAGUACGCCAACAACCAAGUGGUGACAAUCCUUGUAGGGAAUAAGAUAGACUUGGCUGAUAAGCGAGAAGUCCUUCGUCAACGAGCAGAGGAGUUUGCAGAUUCUCAGAGCAUGCUUUAUCUGGAGACCUCUGCCAAAGAAUCAGACAACGUGGAGAAGCUCUUUCUAGAUCUGGCCUGCGAACUAAUCCGUGAGGCCAAGCAAAACACGUUGGACAACAACGACUCCACUCCCAUGCCCGGAGAAGGGAAAAACAUCAACUAUUUGGGCUGCUGCAGCAUGAACUAGUAGACUUGGCCACGCUGUCUGGCUGAGGAGACAACAUGGAUUGCAUACAAAGUGGUUUUAUUGUUGGUGGCCACUGUGUAGUUGCACACUACAGUCUACACUAAGGUCUACUUUAUUCUUCUUAAAUUCUUGGGUAUUUUAAAACAUCAGUGAUGCUGCUUUUAAAGUUGGCAUCUGAAGCUUUUAUGCUAUGGACCAUGGCCUUGUUGUUUUACAGUUGUGCUUGCUGGUAGGUCAGACAAUGAGAUUUUCUAAACUCCUGAACAAUGCAACAGUUGGGAUUUCCCUGCUGACUUAAGAGCCUAUGUAUUUUUCAUAUUAGAGAUUUAAAAAACAACAACAAAAUUUUGAAUGCCGAUCUUCAUCAGUUAUUUCACUCACCUGAUAAAUUGGUUUGUCCAAAAAUGUGUAAUUUAUUCACCCUCAUCUGGUUCCAAAUUCAUAUUAAUUCCAACAUAUACUGAAUCAGGAACAGCAAAAUUAUUUAAUGACACCACCUAAUUUUCUUGUGGAUGACAGGAAAAAAAAUGUUGUAAAGCAUUGCAGACAUGGGAUUGGUUGUUGUGCAUUAUGACACACUACAGGAAGUGAAAUAAUUAAUCCUGUGUCCUGAUGCCUAUUUGUUGUUUACAAAUCCUCACAUCACCUUACCUCAGGCAAAUUGUGACGUUAUUUGGAGAAAAACAAACAAACAAAUGUAAUCUGAACCUUAUGGCAAGCCAUAUUACUUUAACUGUAGUCUAAUUCUUAUGAAGCCAUAUGAUGCUUUCAGGUUUGGAACAAUAUGAAGGUAAAUGAAUGAUGAAACUGUUUGUUUUAGGUUGGCUGCACUGUUAAAGGGGUAAUUUACCCAAACCAUUUACUUCUGUCAUCAUUUACUAACCCUCAACUUGAUCCAAACUAGUUUGAGUUUUUCUCUUCUGUUCAUCACAAAGGAAUAUAUUUGUAAAAUGUUAUUAACUUGUUGUAAUUGACAUAGUAUUUUCUUCCCUUUACUCGGAAUGUCAGAAGCUGGGUUUCCAUCAACCUGUGCUAAUGCACAUGUUGAUGUAUCGCAAAUGAUGGAAGCACCAAAUUUGAAAUACAUUUUCAUUGAUUUGC
Molecule: messenger RNA, 1896 nt
Organism: Danio rerio (zebrafish)
Lineage: Eukaryota; Metazoa; Chordata; Actinopteri; Cypriniformes; Danionidae
Gene: rab30
Product: RAB30, member RAS oncogene family
Biological process (GO): Rab protein signal transduction
Cellular component (GO): autolysosome membrane; membrane; Golgi membrane
Molecular function (GO): G protein activity; GTPase activity; GTP binding
Source: RefSeq, marked validated